AUGAGCAGCUCCAGCGAAUUUGAAACACCGCCUAAAAGCGAAAAGGAGCACAAUUUGGUGGACGGCAACACUGGGCUGACACGUCAGCCCAGUGCUGCAGACUCCAAUAGACCAGAGCUCUUUCUCAACAGCGACGAUCUGGAAAAAGUGUCCGGAUCGGAAAUAUAUCCACAGAAGCGACUCUUUUCGCUGUUCCAUUCCCGCAAGAUUCCUCCCAUUCCAGAAGAAAAGGACCGCAAAGUCUACCCACUAUACCACACCAACUUUGUGUACCGUAUCUUUUUCUGGUACGUCUACCCGAUCAUCCGCGUUGGGUACAAACGUACGUUGCAGCCCAACGAUUUGUGGGUCAUGGAUCCACGCAUCAGCAUCGAAACCAUGACUCGCGAAUUCGACACGUAUUUCGAUGGUUAUGUCGAAAAAGCCCGUGCGCAGUACGCACAGGACCAUCCAGACGCCACGCCACAGCAAGUGAUCGAAAACACGGUUCUUCCGAAAUACACACUACUCAAGUCUUUACUGUGGACUUACAGAUGGCAAUAUUUCAUGGCGUUUGUGUUCAUGAGUCUGUCAAACGCCGCCACUGCGUUUCUGCCGAUGCUCACCAAGCGGCUCAUCACUUUUGUCGAGCGCAAGGCAUUAAUUUCAGGUCUAAAAGUCAAUCCAGGCGUAGGAUAUGCCAUUGGCGCCAGUGUCAUGAUGCUUUUGAACGCGAUUCUCUUCAACCAUUUUUUCCAUAAUUCCCAGAUUACAGGUGUUCAGGUCAAGUCGGUGCUGAUCAAAGCUCUAUUGCGGAAAUCGUUGAAGCUUUCAAGUUACUCUAAGCACAAAUUUCCCAACGGUAAAAUUACAUCGAUUAUGUCCACGGACUUAUCAAGACUCGAGUUGGCCAUCAUGUUCCAGCCUUUGGUGGGUGCGUUUUUUGUCGCGGUUACUAUUUGCAUAAUUUUGUUGAUCAUCAACUUGGGUGCCAUCGCUUUGGUGGGCGUAGGUGUCUUCUUUGCAGCUGGAUUUGUAUCCACCAUGGCUUUCAAGUCGCUCAUCAAAGUUCGUAAAGCUACCAACAUCUUCACAGACGCAAGAGUUACUCUUAUGCGCGAAAUCCUAAACAGUAUGAAAAUGAUCAAAUUUUAUGCAUGGGAAGACGCAUAUGAGCGAAAUGUUCAAGAUAUUCGCACGACCGAAAUUCGGAAAACUCGUUACAUGCAAUUCACGAGAAACUUUGUCACUGCUUUGGCUGUUUGCUUAACAAAUAUUGCAUCGAUGACCACUUUUCUAGCAAUGUACAAGGUGAACAAUGGCGGUAGAAGUCCCGCCAAUAUCUUCUCUUCACUCUCUCUUUUCCAGGUUUUGAGCAUUCAAAUGUUUUUCCUACCAAUGGCCUUGGGUACCGGAGUUGAUGGACUAAUUGCCUUGGGGCGUGUUCAAGAGGUUCUCCAAGCCGGUGAAGACGAUCAGGAUAUUGAGGCGCAUAUUUUGCCCAUGAAAGACGAAAAACUCGCUCUCAAGCUGGUAGACGCUUCAUUUCAGUGGGAAAACUUCGAAGCAGAAGAGGCUAAAGAGCAAGCAAACUUGAAAAGUCAACUGAACGAAACAAAGCACAAAAAAGGACAGGACGAAAUUGUCACGGCAAAAGAAACAUCGUAUGAAGAGUCACUUACGAAACAAGAGUCUAGUACCAUUGAUGAUAGCCCUAAUACAUUGUUCAAGGGCUUCGACCGUCUUAACUUUGACGUCGCAAAAGGCGAACUGAUCAUUGUAACAGGUUCCGUGGGUACUGGAAAAUCAUCACUUUUGAAUGCACUCGCCGGUUUCAUGAAGAAGACGAGUGGAGAUAUGUACAAAGACGGCUCGCUGCUGCUAUGUGGAUACUCUUGGGUGCAAAACGCCACGGUCAAAGACAACAUUUUAUUUGGUACUCCAUUCGAUGAAGCCAGAUACAAAAAAGUUAUCAGCGUUUGUUCGUUGCAGGCCGAUCUGGAUCUUCUCCCUGCUGGGGACCAAACUGAGAUCGGAGAGCGUGGUAUUACUCUUUCUGGAGGUCAAAAGGCUCGUAUCAAUUUGGCCAGAAGCGUCUAUAGAGACAUGGACAUUUACCUGUUUGACGACGUUUUGAGUGCGGUCGAUGCUCGGGUUGGGAAACACAUUAUGGACGAAUGUAUGAUGGGUAUGCUUGGCAAUAAAACGAGAGUGCUUGCAACACAUCAAUUGAGUCUAAUUUCCAGAGCAUCUAGAGUUAUUUUCAUAGACGUUGAUGGUUCGGUCGAUGUUGGCUCCGUUCAGGAAUUAAAGUCGAGACACACAGGAUUUGUUAAUUUGAUGGAGUUCUCUAGGCACUCUGAAACUGAAGAAACCCCUCAAGAAAUGUCGAAAAACUCGCGACCAGCUGCCAAUCGUAAUAAAAGUGAAGUGGAGGUCGCAGAAUUGCAUAAGCAACUCAGCAAGAAGUCCCAGAUUCAAGAUGACAACAAUGGUCAUAAUACUGGUCAGAUUACUGCUAAGGAAGAGCGUGCCGUCAAUUCGAUCAGCUGGAAAGUAUACAAGGAGUACAUUUCCGCUGGGGUUGGUAAGAAGGGAUUCGUUUUAUUGCCUCUCUAUGUGCUGUUUUUGGCCCUUUCUACCUUCACUCUUCUAUUCUCGUCCGUAUGGUUGUCGUUUUGGACAGAAAUGAAAUUCAAGAACAAAAGAACGCCUUUCUACAUGGGCAUGUACAUUUUCUUUGUUUUCUUCAACUACAUCUGUACUACAACCCAGUUCACAAUGCUCUGUUACAUUGGUGUAACAGCUGCCAAGUGGCUGAAUCUGAAGGCUGUCAAGCGUUUGCUGCACACCCCGAUGUCGUUUAUCGAUACGACUCCUAUCGGACGAAUCCUCAACAGGUUUACCAAAGACACCAAUACGGUCGAUUCUGAACUCACUGAAAGUGUACGGCUGUUCGUUUAUCAAGUUGCAAACAUUAUUGGUGUUAUGAUCAUGUGCAUUAUCUACUUACCGUGGUUUGCCAUUGCUGUUCCAUUCCUCUGCUUGGCCUUCGUUGCGGUUGCUGACCAUUAUCAAAGUUCAAGUCGAGAAAUCAAGAGAUUGGAAGCGUUGCAGAGGUCGCACGUCUUCAAUAACUUCAAUGAAGUUCUCGGUGGCAUGGAUACCAUUCGGGCAUACAAAAGUGAAAAAAGGUUUUCCAGAAAGUCUGAUUUUCUCAUUGACCGGAUGAAUGAGGCAGGUUAUGUGGUGGUCAGUUUGCAAAGAUGGGUUUCUGUCUCCCUUGACAUGAUUGCGAUGUCCUUUGCAUUGAUCAUCACAUUAUUGUGUGUCACACGUCAAUUCCAUAUUUCGGCUUCCUCGGUGGGUGUGCUUCUAACAUACGUUUUACAAUUGCCAGGUUUAUUGAACUCGUUGUUGAGAGCUAUGACACAAGGCGAGAACGAUAUGAACAGUACGGAAAGACUGAUUUCAUAUGCCACGGAGUUGCCUUUGGAAGCUGAUUAUCGGAGACCUGAAAUGAGUCCACCAGCUGAUUGGCCCCUUGACGGAAGCAUUGACUUUGAAGGCGUUAAUCUGGCAUAUAGACCAGGACUACCAGUGGUUUUGAAAAAUGUCAAUUUGCAAAUUGGCAGUGGCGAAAAGAUUGGUAUUUGCGGUAGAACGGGUGCUGGUAAAUCUACAAUCAUGAGUGCUCUUUACAGAAUUUGCGAACUUGAAUCUGGAAAGAUUUUUAUUGACGGUAUUGAUAUUUCAACUUUGGGUCUUUAUGAACUGCGUUCGAAACUAUCAAUCAUUCCUCAGGACCCUGUAAUGUUUAGAGGUACUGUUCGGAAGAAUUUAGACCCCUUUGGCGAGCGUACGGAUGAGGAUCUGUGGGAUGCAUUAGUGAAAAGUGGUGCUAUCAGCCCAGAAUUGGAACCUGAAGUACGCGCUCAGAGCUAUGAAAAGGAGGGAUCGCUAAGUGCCCUUCACAAAUUUCAUUUGGAGCAAGAAGUGGAAGAGGACGGUACAAAUUACUCCUUGGGUGAGCGUCAAUUACUCGCACUGACAAGGGCAUUGGUGAGACAGUCGAAAAUUUUAAUUUUGGAUGAAGCGACUUCUUCCGUCGAUUACGAGACUGAUGCUAAAAUUCAAGCUCGUAUUGCGCACGCCUUUUCGCAAUGCACUAUCUUGUGUAUUGCGCAUCGGUUGAACACAAUUCUUGACUACGACAGAAUCUUGGUGUUAGAGAAAGGAGAGGUUGCAGAGUUUGGCAAGCCAAGCGAACUAUAUGAUCUGGAUGGCAUUUUCAAAGAAAUGUGUGGCAGAUCUGGUAUUGUCAGAAGUGACAUCAAAUCUGCGAGUAAGAAAAACUAA
Lachancea sp. 'fantastica' is the source of this 4338-nucleotide messenger RNA. The record is from the annotation of a GenBank genome assembly. Lineage: Eukaryota; Fungi; Ascomycota; Saccharomycetes; Saccharomycetales; Saccharomycetaceae.